AAAACAAAAACUAGGGAGGAAUGACAGUGAGUCGGGAAGUUAAUUACCCUUAUAACCCCCAUCCAUCGGGUAAUUUUUUAUGCUCACCUUGCCCAUUACUUUUCAAGUAAAAAUAUACGUUAUCCUUACCCUUAUCCAUUAGACCAUAAAACCAGGAAUCGACAUCAAAUUAAAGCAGCUUAAGAAAAAACUAUUUAUCAAAUUAGCAGAUUGAAAAAAGAAGAGGAGAGAUGACAACGGAAGUAGCUGUGGCUAUAGAUGAACGUGUUGAGGAAAUGAGGGAAAUGAGGGAGCCUUAUGUAAAGGCCUUGGAAAAUGACGGGAAAAACAUUAAAACACUGUAUCAGACCGAACAUUGUACUUUAUUCUAUCCCCUCACUCCUUGCGGAGAUACUGUUUUCCACAUUGCAGCACACAUGGGAAGCAAAGAUCUGCUUGGAGAUCUCUUGGAGGUUGCAAUUGAUAGAGAAUGUGAGGUGUUCACGAAGAAGAACAGUCAUGGUAACACCCUUCUCCACGAGGUGGUCACGAGCAACAAACUUGAGGCAGUACAAUUCUUGUUUAAGAAGAUUGCACAUGAAGAACGAGCGAGUAUGCUGAUGGACCGCAAUAAUUUAGGGGAGACGGCGCUAUACAGGGCUGCGGCAUUUGGCGAUAAAGCAACAGUGGAGUACUUAGUAGAGGAGGUGGAACGUCAAAAUGGAAAUCUGAAAGAUGAUCACUUCACAAGAACAUCUGAUGGCCUCUCCAUUCUUCAUAUUGCUAUCAUGAAUGAAAAAUUCGCUAUUUCGUUACUAAAAAAAGAUUCAGAGCUGGCGACAAAGAAAUGUUCUGGGAAGACAUGUCUUCACAUUGUCGCUAGCAUGCCGACUGCUUUCAAAAGUUCUUCUUCCAUAAUGUAUGGAUUGGAGAUUAUAUAUAGAUAUAUUCCCGACGACUUAGUCUAUAGAGAUGAAAUUGAACAGGAUGUACCAAGUCAGAGCAGUAAGAGUAGCAUACGCUGUCCAACAAUGAUAAAGAAUAUACGAUGGAAUUUUAUUAAGGAAAUUGGGAAAACAAAAAGGAAGCAUCGAUUUGCAGUUAAAUUGGCCAAGACGCUGGUAAAGAUGGAUUCUUGCUCGUGGCGUGAACACUACAACGAAGAAGGGCACAACGACAUUGUUUGCUUUUCAGGAGACGAAGAAACAGGGGAGCCGUCGUCCCAAGUCAUAUGUGUUGGCACCACCGCCAAGAUGCUGGCUGUUCUUCCCCUUCUCCAUCCCAUUCUCCUCCAUUACUGGCAAACUCUUCUUCCCCUCUUUUUCUCCGGCAUUGGUGAUCUUCUUCCUUUCAUCUGUGACUUCUUCAUCCCAUCAUUGUCCCUCGAUCUCUUUGGUUCAAGCCUUUCUACCCUAGCUCUUCCCUUCAAUAAAACCCAGUACCCAACUCUAUUCUUGAUCUGGCUUUCACUACAUUUUGGCAUCCUCUCACCCCUGCCUCUUUCUUUCUCUACAGCCGUUGGGGCUAAGCCUUCCUCUCCACUCGUGCCUCAUUCCCUUCCGAUUGAACCAUAGAAAACCCAAUGGUCUCCAUCUAGGUUUGGCAAUAGUGGAAUAGUUGCGCGCCCUGUCGGAAAUGAAAUCCAGGUCUGACAGGGGGCAUCAGUGCGACGAGGAUCGGUGGUGUCUUCAUCGACAUUUGAUGGGCGCAGUGGUAAUGCACGAGAGAGAGAAACCUCCCUCCCCAACCUUUCCACGCACAGCCUCUGAUCUGAUGAAUCCUUUUCAAGCUUUCAACUAUCUUAGUGAUGAGAUUGAGAUUUCAGAUCCAAAAUCAUGAGUAGGGGAAAACGAGUGGAAAAUUGUCGAGGGUUUUUGUUUGUUUAGUGAGAGAGAAAGUGGAGGAUCGAGGGAUGGGAUUCUAGUAUGAGUGAGAAUGAAGGUAAGCUUAGUUUAAAUGGUAACAAUAGGAGAGUGAACAGUUGGCAGUGGUGAUGACUGUCUCUCUGAGCACUGGGAUUCUCAUCUCCAUUUUUACACCUGCAGAUUGAAGGCAAAAGAAACCAUGAAUCACAAACAAAAGGGCGAAUAUUUGGGCUUCUCAACUCAAACUUUGACGUAUUAUGACCUUGACAUGAACCUCCUCAACUCCGACCUAACCCCAAUCUUCAAUUUUGGAAGAGGAAGAUCAAUAAUUUUUGCAGAAGAUGCUUAUUUUUGUUUAUGGGAAGAAGGUCCAUGGCUAGGUUUCAAAUG
Molecule: messenger RNA, 2234 nt
Organism: Rubroshorea leprosula
Lineage: Eukaryota; Viridiplantae; Streptophyta; Magnoliopsida; Malvales; Dipterocarpaceae
Source: the annotation of a GenBank genome assembly